Molecule: messenger RNA, 7484 nt
Organism: Calidris pugnax (ruff)
Lineage: Eukaryota; Metazoa; Chordata; Aves; Charadriiformes; Scolopacidae
Gene: APPL1
Product: adaptor protein, phosphotyrosine interaction, PH domain and leucine zipper containing 1
Exons: 22
Coding region: 78-2204 (708 amino acids)
Biological process (GO): signaling
Cellular component (GO): cytoplasm; endosome membrane
Molecular function (GO): identical protein binding
Source: RefSeq, a predicted model, not a curated record
AGGGGGGGCUCCAGUCAGCUGGGCGCGCUGCGGGGAGCGGGAGCUGCAGCGGCACAGAGUCAGCUCCGGCCGCCGCCAUGCCCGGCAUCGACAAGCUGCCUAUCGAGGAGACGCUGGAAGACAGCCCCCAGACUCGGUCUUUGCUGGGAGUAUUUGAAGAAGAUGCUGCUGCAAUUUCCAACUACGUCAAUCAGUUAUUUCAAGCCAUGCACAGAAUAUACGAUGCACAGAAUGAAUUAAGUGCAGCAACUCAUCUGACUUCAAAGCUUCUGAAGGAAUAUGAGAAACAGCGUUUUCCACUCGGGGGAGAUGAUGAGGUUAUGACUUCCACUCUACAGCAAUUUGCAAAAGUGAUAGAUGAGCUCAGCUCAUGCCAUGCAGUUCUUUCAACUCAGCUUGCAGAUGCAAUGAUGUUUCCUAUUACCCAGUUUAAAGAAAGGGAUCUGAAAGAGAUACUAACUCUUAAAGAAGUUUUCCAAAUUGCAAGCAACGACCAUGAUGCUGCCAUUACCAGAUACAGUCGGUUGUCAAAAAGAAGGGAAAAUGAAAAGAUCAAGGCUGAAGUUACAGAAGAUGUAUAUACUUCCAGGAAAAAGCAGCAUCAGACUAUGAUGCAUUAUUUCUGUGCAUUAAAUACUCUUCAGUACAAAAAGAAAAUUGCUAUGCUGGAACCCUUGCUAGGAUACAUGCAAGCUCAGAUAAGUUUUUUUAAAAUGGGUUCGGAAAAUCUUACUGAGCAAUUGGAAGAAUUUUUGACCAAUAUUGGCACAAGUGUACAGAAUGUUCGCAGGGAAAUGGAGUGUGAAGGAGAAAACAUGCAACAAACCAUAGAGGACUUGGAAGUAGCCAGUGACCCGCUGUAUUUGCCUGAUCCUGAUACUACAAAAUUUCCUGUUCAUAGGAAUCUAACACGGAAAGCUGGCUACCUCAAUGCAAGAAAUAAGACAGGGCUGGUAUCUUCCAGUUGGGAGAGACAGUUUUACUUCACUCAAGGUGGAAAUUUGAUGAGCCAGGCAAGAGGGGAUGUAGCCGGGGGCCUUGUCAUGGAUAUAGACAAUUGUUCUGUAAUGGCUGUGGACUGCGAAGACAGACGGUACUGUUUUCAGAUAACAUCUUUUGAUGGUAAAAAGUCUUCAAUCUUACAGGCAGAGAGUAAAAAAGAUUAUGAAGAGUGGAUAUGCACCAUAAACAACAUAUCCAAACAGAUAUAUCUAAGUGAAAAUCCUGAGGAAAUCGCUGCACGUGUAAAUCAGUCGGCUCUGGAGGCUGUUACUCCAUCUCCUUCCUUUCAGCAGAGGCAUGAGAGCAUGCGGCCAACUGUACAAUCUCGUCCCCCCGCAGCUCGUACCAGCAGCACAGGGUCACUGGGAUCUGAAUCUGCAGCUUUAUCGGCACUUUCCUUGGAUUCGCUUGUUGCCCCUGACACUCCGAUACAAUUUGACAUAAUUUCUCCAGUUAGUGAGGAUCUGCCUGGUCAAGCAAAAUCUUCAGGGCAGUCAGGCAGACGCACAAAUCCUUUUGGUGAAUCUGGAGGCUCAAAAUCUGAAACAGAAGAUUCAAUUCUUCAUCAGUUAUUUAUUGUAAGAUUUCUUGGCUCUAUGGAGGUGAAAUCUGAUGAAAGUCCAGAUGUUGUUUAUGAAACGAUGCGUCAAAUCCUAGCAGCUCGUGCCAUCCAUAACAUUUUCAGGAUGACAGAAUCACAUUUAUUAGUCACUUGUGAUUGUUUAAAGUUAAUUGAUCCACAGACACAAGUUACAAGACUACGAUUUCCUUUGCCCAAUGUAGUCUUGUAUGCUACGCACCAGGAGAAUAAGCGCCUUUUUGGAUUUGUGCUUAGAACUUCAGGAGGGAGAGUUGAGAGCCGCCAAACUUCCGUCUGCUAUAUAUUUGAAUCAAAUAACGAAGGGGAAAAGAUUUGUGACUCUGUCGGACUGGCAAAACAGAUAGCUUUUCAUGCAGAACUGGAUCGAAAAGCAUCAGAAAAGCAAAAAGAAAUAGAUAGAGUCAAAGAGAAACAACAGAAAGAACUGAAUAAACAAAAACAAAUUGAAAAGGACUUGGAGGAGCAAAGCCGGCUGAUAGCUGCUUCCAGCAGAUCGAACCAGAGCAGUGGUGAAGGGCAAUUUGUAGUCCUUAGCAGUAGCCAGUCAGAAGACAGUGAUUUAGGAGAAGAUGGAAAGAAGAAGAGAGAAUCUGAAGCCUAAGGUUGCCUACUUUAUUAAAAUUGGAAUCUUGGAUAUAUCUGGUGAAAUGGCACAAGUUCUACAAGAAGUGAAAUGUAGGUGGAGGGUCUGUUGUAUUAUAUAAAAGACUUCACAGUAUGUAGACCCUAUUAUGCCUUGAUUUUUCUUUCUCAAUUAAGUGAUUUCCAUUUUCAUGUCAGUAUAAUUUCUCUUCUACAUACCAGAUGAAGCAUGGUGAUGCUACCAUGUUUACUACACAGUUAUGUUUUCUCAAGGCUUCUCCGCAGUAUGGAAAAACCCGUGGGGUUCUUUACCCCACGUACUUCUCUGUGCAAUUGAGUGCUCUAGAAGCAAAACUUUUAAACUCUCAUUGGACUUCAGCAGCACACUGAAAGUUGUUUCUUACACUGCACUAUGGAGAACACCUUGCUGGAAGUGAAAGUAGAUAUCCGAAUAAGACAGUGCUAAGCUUUACCUAAUCUGUUGCACAUAACUGUUCUUAGAUUUAGGAAGAAAAAUCCCUAUUAACAUCAGUGAAAUGUGCAAUAGUUCUGGACAGAUCUUAUUUUUUGUUUCGUAUUGCACUGUAUAAUACUAUCUUGAUUUUUUUUUUUUGUGAAUAUAAUGCUGAAUGACUUCUUUUCAACAGCAUAAAAAAAUACUGUCAGACCUAGAUAAGAGCUGAUGAGACACAGUUGCACUUUGCUGCAUGAGGAAUGUAUAAAGCAUUCCUUAUCAAAUGAUAAGAAUAAUGUAUAUAUUCUUGUAGCACAAGUGCCAUGUUCUUGGUUUUUCCCCAGUACAUGUAAUUAAAAGCUGUAAGCCUUUGACUUCACUUCUUACAAAACAUGCUUAGAGUUGCAGGAACAUCUUGAAUUCCAUUAUUUGAAAAAUCUUCUGAAUAUGUAAAUGCCUUGCUCCCAGUACACAAUAGUUACUGAAAAUGGGUUGAGGCUCCUUAAGUCUUUUUAUGGAAAUCAAUUUUGCAAACAAACUUUACUAGCUCUGUUUACCCUACAUCCUAGAGUCAAUCCUGUAAAGCAUUUUUCAAAGCAGUGUCUGUUUACAGCUUGUAAUAUGAACUCCGUGUUCCAUACCCUGUGUAAUAUUUAUUUUGUAUAGUACUAAAUGUGCAUUCACCUUUUGAUCCAGAGAGAAAACUUCUUUGAAGAGAAAUAUUUAUUUUUGCACUAAUUACUAUAAAUACUAAAAUCCCAUGGAGCAGAAGAUGUCUCUCUAAUAGUGGCAUGAAAAUAACAGGAAAUGUAGAAAGAAUAUGCUUAUAUUCCAAGUUAUAUUAUAACAGUAUUUUACAGUUAAUUGCAGGGCAUUUCUGGUGUUCAGGAAUGGAAGUGAUUUUCAGAGUAUCUCCCCAUCAGCUGGUGAUGGCCCAGCCCUUCACACCUGGAGUUGCUCAGUGCUGAUGGAGUGAGGAAUCUCGGCCCUCCCUGCUCGAUGGCUGUAGGUGCACAGAGGGAUCAGUAUCCUCAACUCUCCUCACGCACUGGAGUGGCCCUGUGUUGGCUAAGGACGGCAGUCUCCUCCUGCCCCUUGUGCUGGAGAAGGGAAUGUCUAUGCAGAAGUUCAUUGCAUCUGGCUCCUGUCACAGGAGAGAGGGUGGAGCAGCUCAUGGGCAGUGCCCAGAGUCUGCUGUGCUGGGGCUGCUCCUGCAGCAGAUGUUACUUCCACAGCCCAUGGAAAGGCUGGAGCUGCCUUGGGAGGGGUCACAGAACCCCAGCUUUGAAAGAGGUGAGAGGCUGAGCAGCAGAGACCCUCCAGGUUCUCUUCCUGAUUGAGUUAGCAACUCCUCUUCUAGUACGGUUUUCAUCCCCAGAGUAGCCAGUCACUUGCAGAAAUACCUGCUUUUGCUGUUGCCCAGCGAGGCCAAACAGCGUUGCCCUGUGGCCAUAUUUGGCCAGCACUGUCACAUGGACCACACAAAUCUGAGGCUUUUUUCUAAAAAAAGAGCGGCAUUUUUAUUUCAUAUAUAGUCUUUUAAGGUUGAGAGAUAAGAAUAGAAGACUGGUUUUAUUCUUGCCAAAAAAAAAAAGUACAGAGAGGCAGCGAAUCCAAAGUUUUUCCUUUUUGUGCCUAAAUCCAGGCUUACAGAUAGUUGCACUGCAGCCACUUGGUCUGUCUAAACUCUUCCAGUUCAUGUUUCUCUUUCUCUUUUUUUUUGUUUUUGUUUUUUCUAUCAAGUAAUAUGACAGCAUAGCUCAAAGUUACUUUAUCUUACUAUAUUUUCCUCAAGUACAUGCUGAAGAUGAAGUAGUUUUGAAACAGCACAGGAAGAAUAUGAAAUCAGUAGUCUCCAGUUUCUAGUUCCCCAGCUUGUAAGAGUAGGAUUAAGGUGUUAACCAGUUUAGCUGCAAUAGUCCUAUGAAAUUAGCUCCAUAUGAAAGACAGUUAAUAGAUCAGCCAUCUCAUCAAAAAGCAUUUCUGAUGUGCAGCCUGUUUUGCUUUCUAUUGAAGAAAUGUCAGAAAACUGAGUUACUUUUUUUUUUUUUUCUUGAAACCAUUACUGUUUUUGACAUAAAUCUGCAAAGAUGAGGAAGAAAGUGGGAGAAUAAAGUUGGCAGAUAAAUUUACUGUCAUGUGGGAUUUUUCAGAUUUAGCAAUACAUGACUGGAAUUAUUCCAUUUGCUUUUCAGGCUUUCCAUCUAUGCCAUUAACUGUAGUUUUCUCAAACAGACAGCAUAGGAGUGAAGUGUUCUGUUUGUGUUGGAUGAUUCUUGUCUUAACCAAUUAAAAAAAAAAAAGGAGGAAAUGAUUAAAGAGAGUGGUUAAAUAAAACAGAUCAAUAUGCAUGAAUGAAAUGAGGGGUUUGGGUUUUUUUGCUUAUUUAGGAGAGUUUCACUGGUGUAAAAUGAGCAAAAAUAGAUAAAAGCAUCCGGGAGAGGGAUGAAAGCUGUGAGAGCAGAGGGCAGGUCAGAAGAGAUGAGGGAGUGAAGUGGGACUGGUGCAGAGAGAGAGCAGGGGAGUGAGAAUCAUGUGAGUUUUGCUUAAGGGGAGGAGCACAGGGCUCUGUAAUCAGAACUACCUCAAGGCAAAAAAGAGCUGCUGAGGUUUUAUCUGUGGCUUCCUCCCCAAAAUAAAUAAAAAACCAAAAACUUAUUUGGUACCUUUUUUCCUAUGGGGUUUAGAACUACUUCACUGGAAAACCUUUUUGUUGGAGUGCUUAGUACUUUCCUUGAGAGUAUGACUUUUAAUAUAAACACCUCAUGUUCUCCUGGGAACUACUGCGGUAGGAUUUCACCACCUGAGCUUUUUAUAAUUGUAAGUAAAUUACUGGUUGGUUUCCUCUCCUGUAAUUUAUUUCUCCUGUUUAAUUUUUCCUGUUGCCUUUUAUUUACAGACUGAUCUUUCAAGCACUUCCAGUUGAAGCUGUAGUUUGCUUCAUGUGCACCUACUAUUAUUUCAGAACUCCUAAAAAUAAUCUUUCAAGUGCAUGAUUUUAAAGUGACUUUGCGUAGGUACUGAAUCAGCACUUUUUCUGUUGCUAAUUGCAGCGUCAUAGUUACUGCCAUUUUUCCUCUUAGCUAAGGGAAUAUUGAGUUUGUUACACUAUAUAGAUUUACACACUGCAGACCAAGCAAGUUUUCCUGUCGAUUGUUGCAAGCUACAUACAUUCUUUAUGUAUGUAAUGUCAUGAAUAUCAAAAUAUAUAAAGUGUGCUUAUAGGUAUGCAUUUUAGUGCAUUGUAGGUGAUACCUAGCACUCCUCUAUGGCUGCUAAUAGACUUCUCCAAGUUUAAAUUGGAGGACAAGUUACAAGUAGGCAGUUUAAACUAAUUUGAAUUUGAUAGUCUAUUACUUCCUUAAUUUGUUUAGGAUUGAAAUUGUAUCAAGACAAUUUACUGUCUAACAGCAAAGUAACGAUUAAGAGUUAAGGGCCAUUAAGGGCCAUUCCCCCUCUAUGAUGCUGUCAGAUUCUGUCUUUAGAUGGAUGUAAGCCCAGAGCUGAAAAUCCUGAAACAGCUGAAGCUAUUUAUGAAGAUAUAAUCUAUGUUCAUUGAUAUAAAGAAGCAAAUUUGACUGUGCAUAUAUUUAAGGUAAAUUCCAAUUAAUUAUUUGCACAGAAUUUAGAGGAAGCUGAGAAACUGUGUUAUGAUACAAUCUCUUGUUAUUUCAGAAAUAACCUGCCUCUGCUUAGUGAAUUUAGUAGAGAUAUAGUCUAGUCUAACAGCGAGAGCUGAUAUUUUAUAUUCUUUCUGUUGCUCUAUUUUACAAAAUUUCUUGCAAGACAAAUCAUCUCCGAAGCUUUUCUUCUUAACCAAGCAGUAAGUCAAUUUGUUUUUUUCCUGCCACAGUGGUAUCUAAGUAGUCAUGACAAGAAUAAGUGAGUGUGUCAUUGUGAAUGCACUUGUAUUCCUAAUGAAGUUUAUAUUGCAAGCCAAGGAUUUUGUACAAUCUUUCAGGUCAUUUUUAUAACGGAGUGGAGUGGUCAAAUUCUUAUGAUGAUGUUCUGGAUUGGUCCUGUUUUAGUGAAGUGUAAGUGAUUUUUGCAAUGUUUGAGACUGACUUGCACACUUUCCCUGACUAGCUGUAUUAAGCCCCACCAAUGGCUUCAGCUUUGAUUGUUGUGUCUUAAUCUUGGAAACAUGGAUAGUAAACGUAUUAUGCCAGGGCUUCAAUCAGCAUUUUGUAGAUUAAAUAAAAGCCUAACUAUAGUAACUUUCUGAGUGGGAUUUGUACUGAUGCAAAAACCUCCUGUGUUUUUCAUAAUACUGACUUCCAGGAAGUACCGUUACUGGUGACAGGAUGCGUUGCCUUCCACUAGAAGUUCUAACACGCAGUUAUAUCCCUCUGUUGGCAAAGCGUUUUGCAGUUCUCUUAAUUGUAACCAUAUUAGCCAGAUGACCUCAGAGGAAGUUAUUGUACUUGGGAAUGCUGAUAACUUAUUUUUGCAACAAUCAAAGACUGACCAUUAAAAGAAGCAGAUCCUUACCAUGGUAGCUGGCUGUUUAGUGCCCAUGUUGUAGUCCCAUGGCAACGUGCAGCGCACUGCAGAGCUGUGGUUAUGGUAAGGAUCAGAAUUCACGUACCAGCACAGCCAUUAACAUGGGUACUGAUACAUAUCUUCACGGGCUUCGUUAGUCUAUUAUAUGAUAAACACCAUGUAAAAAGCAAUGGAUCAUAACUACAUUAUGGUUAAAUUUGUAUUUUAUAAGGUUUGUAGAUUUUUCUGGGGAAAAGCAGACUUUUGAAUUAUGUAACUUCCAUGAUAAAGAUGCAUGUAUAACUAGAAAAAAAAAAAUCUAUGCUUAAUUGAUAAUGAAGGAAUAAAUACUACUAAUGCCAA